UUUUUUUUCCUCUUUAGCUGUCACUGCUCAUCAGCUGCUCUCGCUUCUGCUCACGGCGAACUAGAAACUCAGCUCUCAAUCCAAAACCCUAGCUCUCAAUUUUCAACAAUGAACUGUUCAAUUUCCGGUGAGGUACCGGAAGUGCCAGUAGUGUCAAUGAAAUCCGGACUUAUUUUUGAGAAGCGUUUAAUUGAAAGACACAUCUCGGAUUAUGGUAAAUGUCCAGUCACUGGAGAGCCACUGACAUUGGAUGACAUUAUUCCAGUUAAAACUGGCAAGAUAGUGAAGCCCCGACCUGUGCAGGCCGCCAGUAUUCCUGGGAUGUUGGGAAUGUUUCAGAUAGAGUGGGAUGGUCUGAUGCUAUCCAAUUUUGCAUUGGAACAACAAUUACAUACUGCAAGGCAAGAGCUGAGUCAUGCUCUAUAUCAGCAUGAUGCUGCAUGCCGGGUAAUUGCUAGGCUGAAAAAGGAAAGGGACGAGGCAAGAGCAUUGCUUGCACAGGCUGAAAGACAAGUACCCAUGGAAGCAACUACAACCGCAACUAAUGGUGCUGCUUUAAGCAAUGGGAAAAGAGCUGCGGAGGAGGAGGAGAUGGGUCCUGGUGGUAAGAAAAUUCGCCCAGGAAUAUCAGGCGAUGUUAUUAAAGAGCUUCAAGAUUGUAAUGCUGCUCUUUCACAGCAAAGGAAACGGCGACAGAUUUCUGCAACAUUGGCUCCUGUUGAUGCUGUUGAAAGAUAUACCCAGCUGAAUAGUUAUCCUCUUCAUAAAACAAACAAACCAGGCAUUUUGUCUCUGGAUAUCCAUUAUCCUAAGGACAUCAUUGCUACUGGUGGAGUUGAUUCAAAUGCUGUGGUCUUUGAUCGGCCUUCAGGGCAGAUUGUAUCGACACUAAGUGGUCACUCAAAGAGGGUUAACAGUGUCAGAUUUGCUGCUGAGGGUGAACUAGUAGUUACUGGCUCUGCAGAUAAGACAGUACGUGUGUGGCAAAGCUCUGAAAAUGGAAAUUAUGACUGUAAGCAUACUUUGAAGGAUCACAGUGCUGAGGUGCAAGCUGUCACAGUCCAUGCAACCAAUAAGUACUUUGUGACUGCUUCUCUUGAUGGCACAUGGUGUUUUUAUGAACUUGCUUCUGGUUUAUGCCUUGCUCAGGUAGCAGAUGCUUCAGAAUCUGAGGGCUACACAUCUGCAGCUUUUCAUCCUGAUGGUCUGAUCCUUGGAGCAGGAACUUCGGGGGCUCUGGUCAAGAUAUGGGAUGUAAAAAGCCAGGCAAAUGUUGCAAAAUUUGAUGGCCAUGUUGGAGCAGUAACUGCAAUCUCCUUCUCAGAAAAUGGUUAUUUCUUAGCAACCGCAGCUCAAGAUGGUGUCAAACUUUGGGAUUUACGCAAAUUGAGAAACUUCAGAAGCUUUACUCCUUAUGAUGAAGAUACAGCAACUCAAUCAGUGGAAUUUGACCACAGUGGAAGUUAUCUUGCAUUAGGAGGCUCAGAUAUAAGAGUUCAUCAAGCUGCAAGUGUCAAGUCCGAAUGGAAUCUCAUCAAAACUUUCCCUGACUUGUCAGGCACAGGUAAAGCAACAUGUCUGAAAUUCGGACCAGAUGCGAAAUACAUAGCUGUUGGAUCCAUGGAUCGGAAUUUAAGAAUAUUCGGGCUGCCUGGGGAGGAUCAAUCAGAGAGUUAGGCUCAGUUAGAGGAGUUAAAAGGAGAUAACUAGUCCUACAACUCCUGCUGCGGGGUCGGCACAUUUAUCUUGCAGGGUGAAGAAAGAGGUUGACAGAGAUUUAUUGCUCUUUCAAGUGUAACUUCAGUGGUUUUUUGUUCAAUAUAGUUCCAUUCUAGCAGGGGAAGCAGGGAAAUAUAUUUACCACUAACAUGGUAUAAUAUAGAAGUGUUGUAAAACAAUUCUUGAAUAGUGAUAUAUAAUUCAUUCAUAUGUAUCCGCUAUCCAUUUUCCAUUAAAAAACAAGACGUGCUCAGGAAAAUUAGAACUUGCUUAAAGUGCCCAAUUCGGACUCAGAUUUUGGACUUAGAUUUUGAAUACAA
Messenger RNA from Nicotiana attenuata, 2039 nucleotides. RefSeq names its product pre-mRNA-processing factor 19 homolog 2-like. Bases 109 to 1677 code for a protein of 522 amino acids. Gene Ontology annotation, biological process: mRNA splicing, via spliceosome; DNA repair; protein ubiquitination. The record is from RefSeq and is a predicted model, not a curated record. Gene Ontology annotation, molecular function: protein binding; ubiquitin protein ligase activity. NCBI's taxonomy places the organism in Eukaryota, Viridiplantae, Streptophyta, Magnoliopsida, Solanales, Solanaceae. Gene Ontology annotation, cellular component: U2-type catalytic step 1 spliceosome; Prp19 complex; cytoplasm. The transcript has 18 exons.